GUAAUACUCAAAAUGAAAAAUUCUGGAUACGCGUUUAUUUGCUAUGCGUUGGCCGUUAUUUUCAUGUUGGUCAUACAAGUUGAUAUGAUCCAAACUGUUGAUGAAUGUGAAGCAGGUCUUAUAAAGUGCUCAGACAACGCGUUAUGCAAAGACAUUGACACAAAUAUUAAUGGCACAGCAAAUUGCACAUGUAAAGAAGGUUACACUGGAAACGGGAGUUCUUGUGAUGAUAUCGACGAAUGCGAAGGAGAAACUCAUUGUCCUUUGGGCACCUUGUGUACUAAUGUACUCGGAUCAUAUCAGUGCACAAGACAAGAUAAAGUGUGGUGGUACGAACACUGUCCUCAUCCAACAGAGGACGAGGACAAAUAUGAAUUGCCAGAAAGACUCGUGACCAUUAGUUUUUGGAUGCUUAUUGGCAGUAUGGUGUUGUUCUUUCUCGCUCUAUUUUAUUUAUACAAAGUAGCUCCGUCAUCAUAUAAGCUGUUUAAACUGGUAACUGUGUGACAAAAAUAAAUCUGGAAGCAUUUCUGCAAAUUUGAUAGUUAAUUGGUUGAUGUAUUGUAUGAAAUUAAAUUGUUAAAGAAGGCUUUUAUUUCUGAAUCAUAAGGUAACCUACACUAAUGUCAUAUUUUGCCUGGUUCUAUGUAGUAAUAACUGAAGUUUAUCUGUCAAGCUCAGUUUAAGUAAAUACUAAGUUUAAAUGACAUUAUUCAAAAGCAAAAGAGAGUAUUUUCUAUUAAAUUUGCUGAUGAAAAUUUUGGAAGAAAUAUAUUGCAUUUGUCCUUCUUUUUUAUUUCAAUACAUAUUCUCCUAAAAA
This is a messenger RNA of Xenia sp. Carnegie-2017, 820 nucleotides long. Its product is annotated as uromodulin-like. The coding region runs from base 13 to 507 and encodes 164 amino acids. The record is from RefSeq and is a predicted model, not a curated record. Lineage: Eukaryota; Metazoa; Cnidaria; Anthozoa; Malacalcyonacea; Xeniidae. Gene Ontology annotation, molecular function: calcium ion binding. The transcript is spliced from 5 exons.